AUGGACAUCAAUUUAGAAAUCAACGAUGAUUCUGCAAAUAAUGAUGAACAAAAGCAACCACUUUUGCGAAACGCAGAGGUUCCAGAGGCGGAGAGGAACUUUGUACAGAAAGCUAUAAGUUCAACAUUUCAAAGUACUGCGCACUUGGCAAACCUUCUACCUACUGGCACUGUUCUAGCUUUCCAACUUCUGUCACCAAUAUUUACAAAUAUUGGCAACUGUGACUCUGUCAGCAAGUCCAUGACUUCAGUACUUGUGACUCUCUGUGGUGCUUCAUGCUUCCUGCUAAACUUUACUGAUAGCUUUAGAGACAGCAAGGGGAAUAUAUGUUAUGGUUUUGCAACCUUUAAAGGCUUGUGGGUCAUUGAUGGAUCAACCAAACUUCCACCACAAGUUUCUGAAAAGUAUCGCAUACGGUUUAUUGACUUUAUGCAUGCAUUAAUGUCGAUUUUGGUAUUUGCAGCAAUUGCAUUAUUUGAUCAGAAUGUGGUGAAUUGCUUCUUUCCAGAACCAUCAAAUGAGAUACAGGAAAUUCUAACGGCAUUGCCUGUAGCAAUUGGCGUUUUCUGCAGCAUGCUUUUUGUUGCAUUUCCUACUGAAAGACAUGGAAUUGGCUUCCCCCUUUCAACAAGUUAA
Messenger RNA from Lathyrus sativus (Indian pea), 636 nucleotides. The record is from the annotation of a GenBank genome assembly. Lineage: Eukaryota; Viridiplantae; Streptophyta; Magnoliopsida; Fabales; Fabaceae.